AUGCGUCUGCUGGAGGGCCUUACAUCAGAGGGAUGGUAGGAAGAGGUGGAGAGAGAGAGAGAGAGAGAGAGAUUGCCAGUGCAUCUGAUGAUGGCUCCACAUUAUGGCACAGGCUAAUUCUGCCAUAGAAAUGUGAAGCAUCCAGAGCACCAGUCUGCUAGAGUUUCUUGUCUGUAGUGCAGUAGUAAAGUAGGGCCCUUCCUCCCUGCAGUGCCACAGCCUGUGCCAUGGGUAGAGGUGCCAGGGGCUCGUAGGGAGGCUCUGCACAGUGUGCCAGCUUGUCUCUCUGCCCCACUGUUCCACAGCCUCUUCUCAAUCUGGAGCCCUCUGGCAGUCUGUGUGGCCACUCUACCUACACACACUUACAUAGUAUGCAGAUACACACACACACAGUACACACACAAACCAUACACACUCACUGUCUAGUAUCUGACUGUAACAGACACAUACAGCUUCAGGCUUGUACUCUGGGUUAUUUAUUGAAGUUAGAGAUGCAGACAGACUCCCACCUGUAGCUGUACCGCUCUAACUAUCAACUGUAAACAAGCCCAAUACAAAGAUCCAUGUACAGCACUACAACUAGCACAUACUUGAAUGGCCCAUUGGAACAGUACAGUGUGUGAAUCAGGAGAGAGAGAAGAGUGAACAGAGAAUUAUAUUUGCAAAUCAAAUGGAGUCUAGUCUGCAGAUUCUGGGCGGAGCCGCUGGCUGGAAGAGUGCCCACUCUGAACUGAGAGGCCACAGUUCUAUUCGCAUACACGCUAGCACGCACACAAACAUACAUACGCAGGCAAGAACACACGCUAGCGAGCACACACAAACACACAUACAACAAGCACACACACUAACUCCGUCACAUGCCAAGACUCACCCUGGAACAGUGUCCCAGUGAAGAUUCAAUCACACCCACCCACAGUCACGUAGACCAAAUCUGCAGGCAGCCUAUUGUGAAAGAAUAGUUGUUCCUCUGCCAGGGUGUCAUAUGCUAGCUAGCUGCUCGGUUAAAUCGAGGGUUGCGCAACAACACAAAACACAGUAAUGCCUUUGCUUUGCUCACAGUUGAAUUGCUAUUGGACACAUACUGUACGUCACAGCACAGCUCCUCUUCUUCUCUAGAGAAGACAAAACAACAGACAGGUUUGGAUCAUCACCAGGAAGCCCCUCCUGUCUUGUUCCCUGUGUGUCCUUGCUUCUUUCUCUCCUUCUUCUAUUGUGUCAACUUCAAGGGAAGUCAGUUGAACUUCAAGGGAAGUACGUUGAACUUCAAGGGAAGUCUGUUGAACUUCAAGGGAAGUCAGUUGAACUUCAAGGGAAGUACGUUGAACUUCAAGGGAAGUCUGUUGAACUUCAAGGGAAGUCAGUUUAACUUCAAGGGAAGUCCAUUGAACUUCAAGGGAAGUCCAUUGAACUUCAAGGGAAGUCCAUUGAACUUCAAGGGAAGUCCGUUGAACUUCAAGGGAAGUCAGUUGGCCCAGUUGACGUUGACCUAGCUAGACAUCUAUUUCUGUCUAGUGUACUUGGCACAUCUAAUGAGGUGCAGUGAUAGGAUGUUUCUGAUGUAACUCCGCAGAUAGAGGCUGAAGGGGUCUGUGUGUGUGUCCCUGCAUGUGUGCUUCUGCAUGUGUGUGCUCAUGAAUGUGUGUGCGUGCAUGGGUGUGUGACUCUGGGAUUAGUGUAGGUCAUGGCAGUGCAGCUGGACCACGUGUGUACAGAGGCCAUUGAGAGAGGGGGAUUAGGGGUAAACUGAUACUUAGCAGAUAAUGAGCAGUGGCUACUGAUAACUCAACUAUACCCUCCUCUCAUCUCUUCUCCUCCCCCCUGUCACCCCUUAGCACACAGCCCCACACACCACCCAGCUCUCCUCUCGUCCAUCACCAGCCUGCAGCUCUCCGGACGGAGAUUGUCAUGCAAACUGAGGCCAAGGCUUCAGAGCUGAUAAGAGGGCCUCUCAUUUCAGAGGACUUUUUUUUCUAAACAAAGAUGAACUGGGUUUGGGAGACAGGGAGAGACAGGGAGAGACAGGAAGAGACAGGGACAGACAGGGGAGGGGGCUCAGUGGGGUUGAUUGAAUAGUUCCAUGUCAUCAUUAUUGUGGGCCUGCUUCCCUGGGGUGGGGUAAGUGUGAAGGGCUAUUUGGAUAGGUAUGGAGGGUGUGUGUGUGUGUGUGUGUGUGUGUGUGUGUGUGUGUGUGUGUGUGUGUGUGUGUGCGUGUGCUCAUGUGCAUGUGUGUGUGUGUGUGUGUGAACAGGAGUCAGGUUCUGUUCUACUAUGACAGGAACCAGUUCAGGUUGUUGACAGAUCCUGAUGGAUUAUUCUGUUCUCCGCUGUCCUAGUUUCUCUCUCUCUCUCUCUCUCGCUCUCCACCCCCCUCUCUUUCUCUCUCUCUUGUUCGACCUCUCCGCCUCUCAGACCAUCUAAUUUACUAUCAAUUUCUUGACGCCACACAGGGUUUGUCCUUAUCAAAGGACUUGUCAAACACAUCGCCCCAGAGUCUCGUUUACUGCUGUUAUUAUUGCAUAAACACACAAGUUCACGCCACACUCACUGAGGUUCUAUUAUAUAAUAAUAAUAUAAUAAUAUAUGCCAUUUAGCAAACACUUUUAUCCAAAGCAACUUACAGUCAUGCGUGCAUACAUUUUUACGUAUGGUUGGCCCCGGGAAUCGAACCCACAACCCUGGCGGUGCAAGCGCCAUGCUCUACCAACUGGACUCUUUCUCUGACCCUGUGUUCAAAUCAAAUCAAAUAAUCAAAUCAAAUGUUAUUGGUCAUGUACACAUAUUAUGCCGAUUUUUUCGCCGGUGUAGCUAAAUGCUUCUGUUCCAACAGUGCAGUAAUACCUACAGUGUUUGUAACAUCCAGGGCCAAGAGGAUUGCUGCAGAUCCCUAUUCCCAAUUUAGUGCACUGCUUUUGACCUGGGAUAAGGGUGCAAUUUAGGUUGCAGACACACUCAUCUGUUUUAAGAAAUGGUUAGAGUAGAGAGGUUGAUUUGUUACUUCAGUAUUGGGAUUAUUCCUGAGACUGAUUUAAAACAUAUUUUCCUCAAGCAGAAUGAAGCUGUUAGGAAUUUAGGCUGUAGACUUAGAAUACAUUUAGUUUGAUAUGAAAAUGUAUAAGAAAAGCAUACGCUUGGCUGUAAGCAGCUAGUGACAAAUGGCUCUCCAAUCCAAUGACAUAUUGCUGCUAUUCUUAUCAUCAAUGAUUAGUUGUAGUAGCAGUAGCAGUAGAGCAGGGGUCAAAAUAGGUUUUUAAUGGAUUUAGGCUAAGGAAUUACAAUAUAGUUGGAUGUAAAAUGCAUAUAAAAAAAUGAUGCUUAGCAUUAAGUGGACCAAUAGCUCUCAGAUGACACACUGUAUCACUGCUGUUUAUCAUCAAUGAUAAUCUAGUUGCAGUAGUAGUAGCAGUAAGAUAUGUUUCAAUGGAUUUAAGCUAAGGAAUUUGAAUAUAGUUUGAUGUAAAAAAUGUUAUGGGGGUUAUAGGUUAAGUUUAGACUAGCCCUGUGGUUUCCAUUGAAGGUGCUAGGGGGAGGUGGGGCCAGUAAAAGUUCGAAUUUUUGCCUCCCUGUUUUUUUAUUUUAUGAUUGGGGCUGCUUUUUUACGGGCCUGGGCCUACAGCUGCUGUUGUGAAUAGCUGCCCAAGUUGUCUGGAUCCUAAUAAAGGCCUGGCCAGCCAUGAGACUGUCUUUAUAGGCCAGCUUAUGAGCCUGGGUCUCUAUUAAACCCUGCCAGGGCCGAGCUGAGGAAUUUAGGGCCAGGAAACAAGAGAAAAAUAGGGUUUGUGUGUCAGUGGGUGGUGGAGUUUGGAGGCUGGUGCUGGAGAAGUGGGGAGGUUGAAGUUUGAGGGGUGACCGGGGGUGAAAGUUGAAAGAAGUGUUAUUAGGGAGGGGGUCAACAUGUGUGUGUCUCUUACUGAGAGUUUGCAGUGUUAGCUAGCAUGUGUGAGGGCCUAGUGUGUGUGGGUGUAUAUGCGUGUGCCUGUGUGUGUGUUGUGUGCGUGCGCCUGUGUGCGUGUGUGUGGCUUAUGGCUUAUGGAAUCCAUACAAUGCACAGCUCAGUGCACUUAUUUAGAACACCAUGAGCAUGUGACUCAAGGUACAACUGUGACUUCAGUGGUACGGCAGUCAGCUUGUGUGACUGGGUUUGAACAGGAUUGGCAAAGUCUGCAGUCUGCAGCAGUGGGAGGGGCAGACAGAGGCAGAUGCCAGUUGUGCAUGGACUUCUACAUUUUGGUCUCUCAUCUUCCUACACCUUAGCUACCUUGUCAGGUGUGUGCUAGAUUUGUCCUGAGGUUGUGUUAAGUGGAUGCCGGUCUCAGUGAGGCUGCUGUGGAAUGACUGAGGAAUCCCUAGCUGAAGGCACAGCCCUGCCCAUUCAGCUACCAGUCCUUAUCAGAGGCUGAGAUCUGUCAAUCUAAUCAAUCACGCCUCCACUUAUUGUCAGUUAUCUGCCUGCUGUUAAACGUUCUGCCACCUCUGGUCUCUUGGCCCUCCCACCCCUAUGGGAGGGCAGCUCCUGCUCAGCCCAGUCCAAGCUCUUCUCUGUCCUGGCACCCCAUUGGUGGAACCAGCUUCCCUGCCCAUCUUCUGAAAAUAUCUGAAACCUUACCUCUUCAAAGACUGUCUGAAAUAAUCCCACAGCACCCCCCUCACACCCCCUCCUAAAUAAAAAUGAAUAAAAAGCCUUUUGUGAACUAACACUGGCACUUGACUCUUUUCCAUCUUACUAGCUCUGACUUUGCUAUCUACUUUAUUGAGGAAGAAUGUACUUACUAUGACUGUGAGAUGUGGUUGUCCCACCUAGCUAUCUUAAGAUGAAUGCACUAACUGUAAGUCGCUCUGGAUAAGAGCGUCUGCUAAAUGUAAAUGUAAAAUGUCAGUCUUCUCCUCACCAAUAGUCAGCCAAAAUCUCUCGCUUGUCUUUAUUUGGUGUGCUCUAACCUUAGCAUGAGUGAAUUAAACUGUAUGAUAAUGGCUCGCAAACAACUCUAUUCGACUGCAAGCUAAAUUUUUAUAAAAUCAAUCAACAAAUCAACCUCUCUACUCUUCUCUCUGUAGCGGUGGAGACCCAGAGCACCAGCUCUGAGGAGAUGGUCCCCAGCUCUCCCUCUCCACCUCCCCCACCACGUGUCUACAAACCCUGCUUCGUGUGCCAGGACAAGUCCUCUGGAUACCAUUACGGAGUCAGCUCAUGUGAGGGCUGCAAGGUGAGGAGGCCCCUGCUUCAUCUUCAUCAUCAUCACCACAAACACACAGACAACACUCAAACUCAACACUGACAAGACAAAAUAACAGCCUGGCAGGCAGCAAGCAAAAUAAUAUCUAGUUUCUAAUGUACUCUCAUCUCUCUCACUUAGUAUUGUAUCUAUCUAUCUAUCUAUCGAUCUAUCUAACAACAGAUCAAAAAAAUCUAUUCUAUCUAUCUAUGCUGAUCUAUCUAUCUAUCUAGAUCGAUCUAUCUAGCUAUCUAUCUAUCUAUCUAUCUAUCUAUCUAUCUAUCUAUCUAUCUAUCUAUCUAUCAUAUCAAUAUCUAUCGUCUAUCUAUCUAUCUAUCUACUAUCUAUCAGAGAGAUAGAUAUAUCUAUCUCUCUAUCUCUCUCUCAUCUAUUAAGUCUCUAGCGAGAGAUAUCUACGCUAUCGGAGAGAUAGAUAUAUAGAUUUCUAUUCUUAUCGAUCUAUAUAUAUAUCUAUCUGUGUAUCUCCUCUACGCUAUAUUGAUUUUCUCUCUCUCUCUCUCUCUAUCUCUCUCUACGCUAUAUUUAUUCUCUCUCUCUAUUCUCCUCUCUCUCUCUCUCUCUCGCUCUAUCUCUGUUAAUGUCUCCAGGGUUUAUUUCCGCGAGCAGAUCCAGAAGAACAUGGUGUACACCUGCCACCGAAGACAAGAACUGCCAGAUACCAAAAGGGUGACCAGCAAACCGCUGCCAGUUACUGCCGACUGCAGAAGUGCUUCGAGGUCGGCAUGUCCAAGGAAGGUGAGAGACGUAAGAGGGGCUGUGGGAUGGGAUGAGGGAUACGGUUCUACUGACCUAGGACAUCCAGGCACUGUGAUACGGAAGCAUGGACGCAAGCACACGCAUGCACACACAGACGGAAGUACACACAUACACAUACUCUGAGAAUAUAAAUCAAGCACUCAGUAUGCUAUUAGAUAGUCGUUGGCAAAGUUUGAUAUUAAAUAAUUAACUUAAGACAGUGGUCACCAACCGGUCGAUCACAAUCGACUGGUCAAUCUCCAAGGCAUUUCUUAGUUGAUCACCAAAUAUUUCUGUAAAAGAAAACAACGAUAAUGUGUCUGAAGGUUGAACUGCCUACCCGGCAGGCCCAGAGAGCAAAUCAAGUGCAUAUUGAUAAGCGAUUGUCAAGAAUGCACAGAAGUUCCAAAAUAUGUGUGGAAUGUAGUUUUGAUUAUUUGAUUGCAAUAUGUGAUCUGUAGGCUAAGAGAACUUCAUAAACUGUUUAUUCGAUUGGGGGUUGGAAUAGUGUGAGAAGACAACAUAUUAGGUGAGAAUCAAAAAAAAGAUUUGAGUCCCCAUUCAAAGGCAAGGGCAGUGUGAAUACAAAGAGAACUGAGUUAUUUUGCUUUUUUUACCCCGGAGUUCACUUUAAAGAGGACUGAGAUCGGUUAUUUUAAAGAGGACUGUGAAAACACCCUCAGACUGACCAUCAGAUGCAGGCCAUCAGUCUAGUAAUAAAAAAUUUAAAAAGCUAAUUAUUAUGUUCACUCAGCUGUGCCUCACAAGUAAUACAACAAAUGAUCUAUUACCAGUGUGAUCAUAUACCUACAUUUUAAAAAUAUAAUUUCAAAAUGGUCUGAGACUAACAACAUUGGCAGGGUAAUUCAAGCAUAGCCAAUAUGCAGUGAUAAUGUAUUGGGCCUAUAGCCUACUGCACAGACCUCAUUGCUACAGAACUGUGUUUAAUUGGUUAAUGUUGCAUAGGCUUAUGUUUUUAAGUCAUGUUUAAAGAUAACUUUUGACUCAGAAAGUGAUCUUGACUCAGAAAAGGUUGGUGACCACAGCAGGGUAGUGAUUUGGAUAGACUGGGCACAGGACCAACCUUAUGACUAAUCAUGUUACCAAAUGAGUCUGCCUCUGUCCCACAUGGCACCCUAUUCCCUAUAUAGUGCACUACUUUUCACCAUAGCCCUUGGUCAAAAGUAGUGCACUAUGUAGGGAAUAGGGUGCCAUUUGGGACACAGCCUCUGUCUUCCUGUUUCACCAGUCAUCUCACUCUCAACACACCCUCGCAUUGCCAACACCUUCCACCUUUCAUUCACUGUCAUCUCAGUGGUGAAUGAGUUGGCACCAACUGAUACUUCUGACAAUAGCAGUAGCACUUUCAGCCACACAGGGCUCCAUUUUCAGGGACUGUAAGUGAUGUGAGGGUGUGUGUGUAACAGUGUGUGUGAGUGAGUGGCAGGCGGUUUGCCCAUGGGAUAUGUAUAUGGGUGUAAUGUUUGUGUGGGAUGUGUGUUAGGACCGGGAUCACAUUGUCCCUCUGCUAUUACUGGAUAUCCUGAGAGGAAGGAAAUAAUGGGAGGAGGGAGGGAGGGAGGGAGGGAGGGAGGCCGUACUUACUGGUCAACUCAAUGGUCAACUCAAGUUUCAAGUUUUAAGUUUCAACGUUUAUUCGCCACGUGCACAGGAUACAACAGGUGUAAAACAGAACAGUGAAAUUCUUACCUUGAGAGCUCUUUCCCAACAACGCAGUGAUAAUAAUAAUAAUAUAGAUAAUAAUAAAAAAUAAAAAUAAAAACCACACAAGAACGACGAUGUGAGUUAAAGAAACACGAGAAUGCAAGUAUAUACAGGUAAUUGUCAGUACCUUAUUGAAUGUGCAGGGUUACUGGAGUGGUUGAGGUGGUUUGUAAACAGGGCUGAAAAGGUACUGGUAGCAGGACAGGAGGAGGAACAGAAUGGGAGAUAACAGUGUAUGGGGAGAUAGUGCCAUCAGUUUGUUUAAUGAAGUACUGUUAUAAGCUGUAUUGUAUAACAUGGCUUAAUAACAUCAGUGGCUAGGCCUACAUAUCAUGACUGAUCCAUGUUGUCACUGAAAUUCUCACUCACAUGUUGUAUGUUCCUCUCCUCCUUCUCCUCCUUCUCCUCCUUCUCCUCCUCCUCCUCCUCCUCUUCUUCCUCUUCCUCCUCUUCCCCCCCACCUCCCCACCCCCCAGCGGUGCGUAACGACAGGAACAAGAAGAAGAAAGACGUCAAGGAGGAGUUGGUGUUGCCGGAGAGUUAUGAGCUGAGUGGAGAAAUGGAGGAGCUGGUCAACAAAGUCAGCAAAGCCCACAAAGACACCUUCCCCUCACUGCUGCAGCUGGGCAAAUACCACACUGUAAGAGUCUCACACAUUUUUCUGUUUGAACAUACUGACACAAAUCCGCUAUGAACAUGUAUACCUUCCCAACUCAAAAGGCCAGUUUAGGGUCAAUCUUAUUUCUCCAAUGGUCACUGUGUGAGAGCAGGGGUAAGGUGAUUGGUUGGUGUAAAGUAAGACUGUGAGAGCAUUCUACCUGGUUGGAUGAUGUCCAGUAAUAUCUUCUACCUGAUUGAUGUCUAGUAAGACAGCCAGGUCACCCGUGAUACAAGUCAGUAUUCGACGUCCAUCCAUGUCUGAGGACGUCGGGAGAUGACGUGGAAACUGGCCACUAGGGGCAACAGUGAGCGCUGUUACCUUCAAGUAGGUUUGGGUUUUGCUAGGACAUUGUGGACAGGGAUGGCAGAUGGGUGUAAGCAAGUUUGAAUCCAGCGAUAGAAAGUCGUUUUUUAGAUUUUUGUUUAAGCUUAUCCCAAACCGUAACCCUUACCUUAACCAUUCUGAGUUAAUACCUAACCUUAAGAUUUCGGAGUUAAUGCCUAAACUUUACCCUAACCUUAAACACUUCAAAAUUUGACGUUUGGAACAACUUCUACAUUUUUCGUAUGACAAACAUGGAUGGAUGUCUAAUUCUGAUGUGAGACUGUGAGAGCUAGUUGAGUAAGAACCCUGUCUUUUAACCCUGUCUGUGUCCCCACCGUGCUCAUUAUAUCUCUCUCUUUAUCUCUCCUGUUCUCCAGAACUCCAGUUCAGACCACCGCGUGCAGCUGGACCUGGGGCUGUGGGAUAAGUUCAGUGAGCUCUCCACCAAGUGCAUCAUCAAGAUCGUGGAGUUUGCCAAGCGCCUCCCAGGCUUCACCACCCUCACCAUCGCUGACCAGAUCACCCUCCUCAAAUCAGCCUGCCUGGACAUCCUGGUACUUACCUGGUUCUUCCGAUCCCCUUAACCCCCUCUGUAUUAUCAAACCAAGUCCCGCCAGUCAUAGUUGAGAUCUGUCGAGAUGGUCCCCAUUAUCUAUUCUCUGGUACUCAGAAAGCCAUGUGUAAAUGUAAUGAUAAGAGGACAGUGCCUCUCAGUGGAUAGAGGUGGCAUUGCAAGAAUAACUUCAUAUGUCGAAGUUUAAUAGUUUUAUGGACAAUAGAUAUAGAACAUAGCCUACUACAUGGCUCAGCCUUCCUGUUGUAUGCAGAUAAUACAUUUUAUUAUACAUUUUAUACAAUACAUUUUAUUUAUGGUAAAUACUUCCCUCUCCUCCCCCCCCCCCCCCCCCCUCUCUCUCUCACUCCUAGAUGUUGAGGAUCUGCACGCGCUACACCCCAGAGGCAGGACACCAUGACCUUCUCAGACGGGCUCACCCUGAACCGGACCCAGAUGCACAACGCAGGCUUCGGCCCGCUCACAGACCUGGUGUUUGCCUUUGCUGGCCAGCUGCUGCCUCUGGAGAUGGACGACACAGAAACGGGCCUCCUCAGCGCCAUCUCCCUCAUCUCUGGAGGUACUGCAUCCCUGAGGGGAUUAACAAGAUUUUACUGCUAGUCAAUACAAUGUUAAGAGCACAUACAGAGCUACAUGUCUGUGAGGUGUUCGGCCGGGAUAACAUCCUCACUCAGUUACAAUACCAGUAGAAAUCUGGAGGUAAAAUACUUUGGUUACACUAUACUUUACACUUUAUUAUAUUUAAUGGCGCCGGAGGAGAUGGCUGCCAUUUUACGGGCUCCUAACCAAUUGUGCUAUUGUGUGUGUUUUUUCGCGUUAUUUGUAACUUAUUUUGUACAUAAUGUUUCUGCCACUGUCUCUUAUGACUGAAAAGAGCUUCUGGAUAUCAGGAGAGCGAUUACUGAACUCGUACUGGACGAAGAUUUUUUCUUUAACGAGUCGGACGUGAAGAAUUUACUUCAGACACCCGACAAGGCCCAAAUCCCCGUCAAUCGCAGGAGAAAGGGAUGGAGAAAUAGGGGAUGUAGGUCGGGGUGCCUUGUAAGGAUCCGAUGGCGAGUGGAGAAUCUGCCUCUACCAUCAGUCCUAUUAGCCAACGUACAAUCAUUGGAUAACAAAAUAGACGAGCUACGAUCACGAAUAUCCUACCAACGGGACAUUAAAAACUGUAAUAUCUUAUGUUUCACCGGGUCGUGGCUGAACGACGACAUGGAUAACAUACAGCUGGCGGGGUUUACGCUGCAUCGGCAAGAUAGAACAGCCGCCUCCGUUAAGACAAGGGGUGGUGGUCUGUGUAUAUUUGUAAACAACAGCUGGUGCACGAAAUCUAAUAUUAAGGAAGUCUCUAGGUUUUGCUCGCCUGAGGUAAAGUAUCUCAUGAUAAGCUGUAGACCACACUAUUUACCUAGAAAGUCUUUAUCUAUAUUUUUCAUAGCUGUCUAUUUACCUCCACAAACUGAUGCUGGCACUAAUACCGCACUCAGUGAGCUGUAUAAGGCCAUAAGCAAACAGGAAAACACUCAUCCAGAGGCAGCGCUCCUAGUGGCCGGGGACUUUAAUGCAGGGAAACUUAAAUCCGUUCUACCUCAUUUCUACCAGCAUGUUAAAUGUGCAACCAGAGGGAAAAACUCUAGACCACCUUUACUCCACACACAGAGACGCGUAUAAAGCUCUCCCUUGCCCUCCAUUUGGCAAAUCUGACCAUAAUUAUAUCCUCCUGAUUCCUGCUUACAAGCAAAAACUAAAGCAGGAAGCACCAGUGACUCGGUCAAUAAAGAAGUGGUCAGAUGACGCAGAUGCUAAGCUACAGGACUGUUUUGCUAGCACAGACUGGAAUAUGUUCCGGGAUUUUUCCGAAGGCAUUGAGGAGUACACCACAUCAGUCACUGGCUUCAUCAAUAAGUGCAUCGAUGAUGUCGUCCCCACAGUGACCGUACGUACCCCAACCAGAAGCCAUGGAUUACAUGCAACAUCUGCAUUGAGCUACAGGGUAGAGCUGCCGCUUUCAAGGAGCGGGAUUCUAACUCGGACGCUUAUAAGAAAUCCUGCUAUGCCCUCCAACGAACCAUCAAACAGGCAAGGCAUCAAUACAGGUCUAAGAUUGAAUCGUACUACACCGGCUCCGACGCUCGUCGGAUGUGGCAGGGCUCACAAACUAUUACAGACUACAAAGGGAAGCGCAGCUGCGAGCUGCCAAGUGACACGAGCCUACCAGACGAGCUAAAUUACUUCUAUGCUCACUUUGAGGCAAGCAACUGAAGCAUGCAUGAGAGCAUCAGCUGUUCUGGACGACUGUGUGAUCACGCUCUCCGUAGCCGAUGUGAGUAAGACUUUUAAACAGGUUGACAUUCACAAGACGUAUUACCAGGACGUGUACUCCGAGCACGCGCUGACCAACUGGCAAGUGUCUUCACUGACAUUUUCAACGUGUCCCCUGACUGAAUCUGUAAUACCAACAUGUUUCAAGUAGACCACCAUUGUCCCUGUGCCCAAGAACACUAAGGUAACCUGCCUAAAUGACUACAGACCCGUAGCACUCACGUCUGUAGCCAUGAAGUGCUUUGAAAGGCUGGUCAUGGCUCACAUCAACACCAUUAUCCCAGAAACCCUAGACCCACUCCAAUUUGCAUACUGCCCCAACAGAUCCACAGAUGAUGCAAUCUCUAUUGCAUUCCACUGCCCUUUCCCACCUGGACAAAAGGAACACCUACGUGAGAAUGCUAUUAAUUGACUACAGCUCAACGUUCAACACCAUAGUGCCCUCAAAGCUCAUCACUAAGCUAAGGACCAUGGGACUAAACACCUCCCUCUGCAACUGGAUCCUGGACUUCCUGAUGGGCCGCCCCCAGGUGGUAAGGGUAGGUAACAAAAAAAAAUAAAAAAAAAUAAAUGUAACAACACAGCUGCCACAUUGAACCUCAACACGGGGGCCCCUCAGGGGUGUGUCCUCAGUCCCCUCCUGUACUCCCUGUUCACCCAUGACUGCAUGGCCAGGCACGACUCGUGUGGUGCCAGGGUAACAACCUCUACCUCAACGUGAUCAAGACAAAGGAGAUGAUUUUGGACUACAGGAAAAGGAGGACCGAGCACGCCCCCAUUCUCAUCGACGGGGCUGUAGUGGAGCAGGUUGAGAGCUUCAAGUUCCUUGGUGUCAACAUCACCAAAAAACUAUAAUGGUCCAAACACACCAAGACAGUCGUGAAGAUGGCACGACAAAGCCUAUUCCCACUCAGGAAACUGAAAGGAUUUGGCAUGGGUCCUCAGAUCCUCAAAAAGUUCUACAGCUGCACCAUCGAGAGCAUCCUGACUGAGGACCCAUGCACUUAUUUUUCUUAAAACUGCAUUGUUGGUUAAGGGCUUGUAAGUAAGCAUUUCACUGUAAGGUCUACAGCUGUUGUAUUCGGCGCAUGUGACAAAUAAUAUUAGAUUUGAUUUGAUUUGACUUUAUUGACUUUGUCAAAUCGUCAAUUACAUCAAUCAUCAAUUACAUCAAUCCUAGUGUGAUGGAUGAGUCCUGUUUAUCAUGUAUUGUGUAUUUAACUCUGUCCUCUCCCCCAUCCAUCCCUCAGACCGUAUGGACCUGGAAGAGCCCCAGAAGGUGGACAAGCUGCAGGAGCCCCUCCUGGAGGCCCUGAAGAUCUACGCCCGUCGCAGACGCCCCAACAAGCCCCACAUGUUCCCCCGCAUGCUGAUGAAGAUCACUGACCUCAGAGGCAUCAGCACCAAGGGUCAGUAUUAGUACACUGGAUUAGAGUCGAGUAUCCUCCAUUAGAGCACCUGUACACACUGUCUUGGCACACAUUGAUGAUAUGUUAAGAUUUGGACCACACUGUCUGGAACAUCAAGGGUGGGUUGUAGACUUUUUUCUCUCUCAGUAUUUUAUUAUUUUUCUGACAGGACAGUUAGAAUAAGAUAGGGAUACAGGCAUUGGAGAGGGUACAGAAUGGAAGGGCACAGACAGGAGAGGCAGAGCCAAAAGGAAUCACUUUCCAGAUAUGAUGCCAUGGUUUCUCUUUUCUUUUUGUCCUGUCUGUACAGGGGCAGAGAGAGCCAUCACUCUGAAGAUGGAGAUCCCAGGCCCCAUGCCUCCUCUGAUCAGGGAGAUGUUAGAGAACCCAGAGGCUUUCGAGGACCAGACAGAGAGCAGUGGAGAGAGCUCCCCACCGCCCGUUCCACCAGCUUCCACCAAGCCCCCCACCACAAUGAAGACUGAGGCCGAGGACGAGGAGGACUGCUGGGGGACAGAGAACGGCAGCGAGCCUUCCCCAGAGGAGGAAGAUGAGGAUGACUAUGAUGAUGGGGAGGAGGAGGAUCGGGACAGGGGCUCGGACAGUGAGGGGGAAUCCUGGACUCUGGAGGGUAGCAGCGAAGGGGCUAGGAAGAACCAUGCCGGGAGGGCGCAGUGAGGAGGAGAGAAGAUCACAGACAUGCAGACUGUACACUCAAACACACACACAAACUGACGUAAUCACACACACACACACACACACACACCCUACCCCUUCCAGUGCUGGCCCUCCCUAACCUCCACAUCCCCUCUAUCUUCCUAAUGCACAUCCGUCUCUCCAAGCAGGACAGGGCAGGACAUGGCAGCAGAGCCUUACGCCUGCCUGUAUAGCCUCUAUAACUCAGGUUCCCUGACUCACAGGUUCUUGACAAGUGACAUGCAGAGAGACUAUUAUAAAAUGGGAGAUGGCGAAACGACAUGAUGCAACCAUCUGGACUCGUGACUCGUGAUAUAGAGAAGAGAGGAGAUGACAAGA
This is a messenger RNA of Coregonus sp. 'balchen', 14013 nucleotides long. Lineage: Eukaryota; Metazoa; Chordata; Actinopteri; Salmoniformes; Salmonidae. The record is from the annotation of a GenBank genome assembly.